AUAUAUGAACAUCAAUGAAACAUUGGAUUAUAUGACUUGAAAAUAUGGGGUGUUUGAAGUAUUUGCUAACCGUUAUGUGCUUGUGGGCAUGGUUUGAUCAUUUGACUUUUGCAAAUUUUGAUGAUGGGUUGAUGAGGGUUAGCCUAAAAAGGAAGAAUUUAAACAUUAACACCCUAAAUUCUGCUAUGAUCAAGAAGGUCGUUCAUCAUACAGAAUUAGGGGGUGUUAAUAGUAAUAAUCAUCUAACAACAGAUGUAGUGUAUCUGAAGAAUUAUCUUGAUGCACAAUAUUUUGGUGAAAUUGGUAUUGGUUCACCUCCUCAAAUCUUUAAAGUUGUGUUUGACACUGGUAGCUCCAAUCUUUGGGUCCCAUCUUCCAAAUGCAUCUUGUCUAUUGCUUGCUACAUUCAUUCCAAGUAUAGGUCCAAGUUGUCUAGCACCUAUACAAAAAUAGGAACGUCUUGCAAAAUCCCUUUUGGCCGUGGACACAUUCCUGGCUUUUUCAGCCAAGAUCAUUUAAAAAUUGGGAAUAUCAUCAUCAGAGAUCAGGAAUUUGCUGAGAUUACAAAGGAAGGGUCUUUGGAAUUUUUAGCAAUGCAUUUUGAUGGGAUACUUGGACUUGGAUUCCAGGAUAUUUCAGUUGGACAAGUCACACCAGUGUGGUAUAAUAUGAUAGAACAAGGGCACAUGACUCAAAAGAUUUUCUCACUUUGGCUAAACCAAGACCCAGGAGCAAAGAUAGGCGGUGAGAUUGUGUUUGGUGGUAUUGACUGGAGACACUUUAGGGGUGACCACACUUAUGUUCCAGUUUCUCAAAAUGGCUAUUGGCAGAUUGAAGUUGGAGACAUUCUACUUGCAAACAAUUCAACAGGGCUAUGUCAAGGUGGUUGUGCUGCCAUUAUUGAUUCAGGCACAUCUUUAAUUGCUGGUCCAACAAGUGUUGUGACUCAAAUUAACCAUGCCAUUGGAGCAGAAGGAUAUGUUAGUUAUGAAUGUAAAAACAUCAUACAUAACUACGGCGAUUCAAUAUGGGAAUUCAUAACUUCCGGGUUAAGACCUGAAAUUAUAUGCGUGGACAUUGGACUUUGCUCGCGUAAUGGAUCACAUAGAAUGAAUGAUGUUAUUGAAACAGUGGUAGACAAUGAAAAUUGGGAUGAGUCACACACUAAGGAGAGUCCCUUAUGUACUUUAUGCGAUAUGAUUGUGUUUUGGAUUCAGGUUCAGCUUAAGCAGAGAAAUACAAGGGAGAGAAUAUUAAAAUACAUAGAUGAGUUGUGUGAGAAGCUUCCAAAUCCAGUGGGACAAUCAUUUAUAGACUGUGAUAAUGUUGCCACAAUGCCACAAAUUACAUUCACAAUUGGAAACAAGACAUUUCCUCUCUCUCCAGAACAGUAUAUCCUAAGAGUUGAAGAAGGGUGUUCAACUGUCUGCUAUGGUGGUUUUGUUGCUAUAGAUGUGCCACCUCCACAGGGUCCUCUCUGGGUUCUUGGCGAUCUAUUUCUAGGGGCAUACCAUACAGUUUUUGAUUAUGGUAAUCUCCGUGUAGGAUUUGCUGAAGCUGCAUAGUUAUCAUCUUGCUUUAUGUCAUAUUCUUCAUGAGAUUAAAUUAAAUAAACGUAUGAUCAAGUUUUACUACACGACUCACAGCUUAUAAGGCAAGGCAAAGAAUGCUACAGGAAAAACAAAAACAAAUUGCACCAGCCGGGAAUCGAACCCGGGUCUGUACCGUGGCAGGGUACUAUUCUACCACUAGACCACUGGUGCUGAUGUUUAUUGCUUUGUGUUUUAAUGUAUUUGAUGGAUAAAAACAUAUAAAUGAAGUUGUUUCCGUUGGUAAUUAUAAUUUUUUGACUUCGAUUCA
Molecule: messenger RNA, 1860 nt
Organism: Cicer arietinum (chickpea)
Lineage: Eukaryota; Viridiplantae; Streptophyta; Magnoliopsida; Fabales; Fabaceae
Product: cyprosin-like
Biological process (GO): lipid metabolic process; proteolysis
Molecular function (GO): aspartic-type endopeptidase activity
Source: RefSeq, a predicted model, not a curated record